AAAUGUCUCCUAAGAGUGCUAGCUAAUGCUAACGUCGGCGACUUAACUGCGAAUAAAUAUAUAUUUUACCUUGUAGUGUUCGUAUAAUUCUCAUAUUAAACUAUAUUCAGCCGCCGCCAUGUCAACAAAAGCGGAGUGCAGAGUAUCCAGUUCCAGCUCCAGAACAGAUGAAAGGAGGAGAUCAAGCAGCAGAGGACGAGAAAAAAAGAAGCGGAAACGCAGCCGUAGCAGAUCUUCCUCGUCAUCCUCUUCCACUUCAUCGUCGUCAUCUUCGUCAUCUUCAUCCUCGUCGUCCUCUUCCUCAUCAGGCUCGUCACACUCAUCCAGCCGCAGUAGGAGUAGCUCCAGCAGUCGCGACCGCAGUAAAUCCAGAAAGCAAUCUAAGAAGAGGAAAAAGGAGAAACAACCCAAAAAAAAAGGGAAGAAAGAGAAGAGGCAUAAACGUAAAAAGGACAAGAAAUCCAAAGGAGGAGAAGAAAACUCAGGACCUGUACAGAUCUCCAAGUACUUGAAGGAGAGGAAGAAAGGCAAGUACAGUAUGAUCUCAGGAAAGAAGAUAAAGAUGAAAGUAAAGAAGUCAAAGAAAGAUAAACAGCGGGACAAAAAUCGAGCAGAACUUCUCGAGUUCUUGAACUCUACUCUGUGAGGCCACUGUGGACACCAGAAGUCGUGCUCGGGCUCGGACACGGCAGCAGAACUCAGGAAACAACGAGCUGGCUGUCCAGGAGAAUAAAUAGGAAGGGGUUUCUAUGGAAGAGAUGAUGAAUAAGACUUGUAUCGACACACAGAGGAGCAGCACCGAGCUGGAUGGAGUGAAGGAGCAUGUCACCAUGCAUUCAGACCACGAGCCACGUUUUUACCACAUAUUGUCCAGCUUAGCCUGAUAGCUGUUGUGAAAUGUGAAGAGUUAAAGGACGGCUUCUGUUGGAAAGGCUGUUGACUCAGGAGCCCAAAUGAACAUUGAAAUAUGUUUUUCUUGCUAUGAUCAUUCCUCCUGUUCAUACUGACCAUUAGAAGA
This is a messenger RNA of Thunnus maccoyii (southern bluefin tuna), 1018 nucleotides long. RefSeq lists its product as uncharacterized. The record is from RefSeq and is a predicted model, not a curated record. The transcript has 7 exons. NCBI's taxonomy places the organism in Eukaryota, Metazoa, Chordata, Actinopteri, Scombriformes, Scombridae. Bases 119 to 646 code for a protein of 175 amino acids.